Molecule: messenger RNA, 1896 nt
Organism: Ustilaginoidea virens
Lineage: Eukaryota; Fungi; Ascomycota; Sordariomycetes; Hypocreales; Clavicipitaceae
Exons: 2
Coding region: 1-1896 (631 amino acids)
Biological process (GO): transmembrane transport
Molecular function (GO): transmembrane transporter activity
Source: RefSeq, a predicted model, not a curated record
AUGACCCCCGACAUUGUCGACCGAGAGAUCGAAGACGCAGCUCGAGAUGCCUCGCCGGGGCGCUACCAGCAACGCGCCAGCAACGAGAUUGAGCGCGUGCUCUCGUCGUCCACGGCGUCGUCCUCAUCCUCCGUGUCGGACGCCGGCCACGGCUUCCGCCAGAACAUGAGCCGCGUCUCGACGCAAAACGACCUGGAGCGCCACCCCACGGAGCUGAGCCGGAUCGCCACCGCGCGGAGCCAGCACUCCAACACCGUCGGCAGGGGCCUGCGCAGCCGAACCACCAGCAGAGCCUCCCGCAGACCCCUGCCGGCCUUUGGCGCCGGCAAGCCGUUCCCGCCGCCGCUGCCGGAGCGCGACGAGUACGUCGUCGAGUUUGACGGGCCCAACGACCCCCUGCACUCGCAGAACUGGCCGAUGCGCAAAAAGGUGCUCACGGCCGCCAUGCUGGGAUACACGACCCUCACCUCGGCCUUUACCUCGUCCAUCUUCUCGACCGCCACCGGCGUCGUCGCCGCCGAGUACCACGUCAGCUCCGAGGUCGGCCUGCUCGGCACCACCUUCUUCGUCCUGGGCUUCGCCUUUGGGCCGUCCCUGUGGGCGCCCAUGUCGGAGCUGCGCGGCCGCCGCCUGCCCAUUGUGAUUGCCAUGUUUGGCUUCACCCUCUUCUCCGCCGCCUGCGCGACCGCCAAGGACAUCCAGACCAUCCUCAUCUGCCGCUUCUUCGGGGGCUUCUUCGGCGCCUGCCCCCUGGCCGUCGUCGCCGCCGUCUUCUCCGACAUGUUCGACAACAGGAUGCGCGGCAUCGCCGUCACCCUCUUCUCCAUGGCCACCUUUACCGGGCCCCUCUUGGCGCCCUUUAUCGGCGGCUACAUCGUCACCUCGCACCUCGGAUGGCGCUGGACCGAGUACCUCCCCACCAUCAUGGGCGCCGUCGCCUUCCUCGUCGACCUCUUCUUCCUCGAGGAGACGUACCCGCCCGUCGUGCUGAUUGAAAAGGCCGCCGACCUGCGCCGCCGCACCAGGAACUGGGGCAUCCACGCGAAACAGGAGGAGAUCGAAGUCGACUUCCGCGAGCUGCUGCAGAAGAACUUCUCCCGCCCGCUGCGCUUGCUCUUCACCGAACCCCUCAUCCUGCUGCUCUCCAUAUACAUGAGCUUCAUCUACGGAAUCCUCUACCUGUUCCUCACGGCGUACCCUAUUGUUUUUGUCGGCGUGCACGGCUUCUCGCUCGGCCAGUCCGGGCUGACCUUUUUCGGCAUGAUCUUUGGCCAAUUGCUCGCAGGUGCGGUUGUCAUUAUCCAGCAGCCGCGGUAUAAUCGCAUGCUGGCUGCCAACAAUGGCAUCCCGGUGCCUGAAUGGCGACUGCCUAGCAUGAUGGCCGGUGGUAUUGCCUUUACCAUUGGCAUCUUUUGGUUUGGAUGGACCGGAUACACCAGGGACAUUCACUGGGCUGUCCCCGCCGUCAGCGGCGUCUUUACCGGCUUCGGCCUCAUGUCCAUCUUCCUCCAAGCCCUCAACUACCUCGUCGACUCGUACCUCAUGUUUGCCGCCUCCGCCAUAGCUGGAAACACCCUGAUGCGGUCACUCGCCGGGGCGGGGUUCCCCCUCUUUGCUCGUCAAAUGUUCGAGGGCAUGGGGAUUCAGUGGGCUGCCACGCUCCUCGGCUGCGUGGCUGCCGCGCUGGCGCCCAUCCCCUUUGUCUUUCACAAGUACGGCAGCAGGAUCCGCGCCAAGAGCGCGUACGCCCCGACGUUCGCGGCCCCCCCGGUGCCCGCUGCCCAGGAGGAGGAGGAAACGGGCGACUCGGCCACGGAGAAGGAGGGGGGCGAUCAGGCCGCGCUGGCUAGUGUCCCGAGAAAGGAGGGCGACAAUGCCGCCAGCCAGAAUGUGUAG